AUGGGGCGCGUGAAGCUGCCGAUCAAGAGGAUCGAGAACAACAACAACCGGCACGUCACCUUCUCCAAGCGCCGGAACGGCCUCAUCAAGAAGGCAUACGAGCUCUCCGUCCUCUGCGACAUCGACAUCGCACUCCUCAUGUUCUCCCCAUCGCGCCGACUCUGCCCCUUCUCCGGCCGCCACGGGGUGGAGGACGUGCUUCUCCGGUACCUCAACAUGUCCGACCACGACAGGGGCGAACCCAUCCAGAAUCGGGAGUACCUCAUCAGCAUGCUCCAGAGGCUCAAGCGCGAGAGUGACAUGGCCACACAGCUAGCAAACCCGGGGGCACUGAACGAGAAGAUAGAGGAGAUUCAGCAAGAGAUAUACGCCUCCCAGCAGCAGCUGCAAAUCUCCGAGGAACGCCUCAGGCUGUUCGAGCCUGAGCCCGCGGCGUUCGGCUCGACGAACGAGAUCGACGGCUGCGAGAAGUUCCUCAUGGACAUGCUCACCCGCGUCGUUGAGAGAAAGAAUUACCUGCUGAGCAAUCACAUGGCGUUCGACCCGACGGCGCCCGGGAUGCAGGGUCCGAACGGCGCGCCGAUGUACGUGCACCCGGCGCAGGCGGAAGGCAUGGGCUCCUUCGCCAGCGACGCCGCGCUGUGGGCCGCGGAGGCCGGGCCCAGCUCCGGCCACCAUAUCUUUGGCGCCACCGACCCCAUGAUCUACCUCAGGGACCAGGACGUGUACGACGCCAACACGCAGGUGGCCGGGCUGCACGGCGGCGGCGGCGACCCGUGCGGCGGCGCGAGCGACGUCGCCGGGAGCAGCAGCCAGGCGGACGCGUGGCGGCAGGCGUACACCUGCACGGAGCUGCUGUCCACGCUCAUCCCCAACGCGCCAUUCCCUCUGAUGCAGCACUGCCUGGGCCCCGACGACCAGUACCUGCAGGCGAUGCCGCCGGCCGAGAUGGUGGUGCCGGCAGCGGCGCAGGACCAGGUGGAGGCGUCGGCCAGCUGCUCCUACAACAUGCCCACCAGUGACGAGACCGGCACGCCCGUCCUGGCCUACGACAGCGGCGCCGUGCCCGUGCCGCCGCCCAACAUCGCCUGA
Molecule: messenger RNA, 1092 nt
Organism: Lolium rigidum
Lineage: Eukaryota; Viridiplantae; Streptophyta; Magnoliopsida; Poales; Poaceae
Product: agamous-like MADS-box protein AGL66
Exons: 10
Coding region: 1-1092 (363 amino acids)
Biological process (GO): positive regulation of transcription by RNA polymerase II
Molecular function (GO): protein dimerization activity; RNA polymerase II cis-regulatory region sequence-specific DNA binding; DNA-binding transcription factor activity, RNA polymerase II-specific
Source: RefSeq, a predicted model, not a curated record